Centruroides sculpturatus (bark scorpion) is the source of this 1052-nucleotide messenger RNA. RefSeq lists its product as uncharacterized. Gene Ontology annotation, biological process: regulation of transcription by RNA polymerase II; immune system process. NCBI's taxonomy places the organism in Eukaryota, Metazoa, Arthropoda, Arachnida, Scorpiones, Buthidae. The record is from RefSeq and is a predicted model, not a curated record. The coding region runs from base 158 to 874 and encodes 238 amino acids. The transcript is spliced from 5 exons. Gene Ontology annotation, molecular function: DNA-binding transcription factor activity, RNA polymerase II-specific; RNA polymerase II cis-regulatory region sequence-specific DNA binding. Gene Ontology annotation, cellular component: nucleus.
UUUACUUCUGUACCACUCGUGGGACGAGAGCGUAAGGUGGACGGACUGUUUAAAGAAUAAAUUCCAUCCGUUUAAUUAUUUUAACCAUAUUCAGACGAAGUAAAAUUAAUCGGGAUCAUUAGAGAACUUGUUUGUCGAAAAAUCUUAUUAGGAAAAGAUGGUUAAUCGAGUUUGUAUAAUAGAACAUUUUAUUAUUCCUUCCUUAAAAAGGAAGACUUUUGGUAAAUUACUUCAUUGGGAAAACGAAGAAAGUGGCAUUUUUCGAUUGAGAUGGACGCAUAAGAGCGCCAGCAAAUGGAAUAAACGCAAAUUCGAAGUUUUUAAGGCAUGGGAUGUGGUUAAAGGUCGUACAAAUGAAGAUGAAGGAAAUUAUUAUACAAGUUCCAAAGGAAGAUUUAGAUCAGCGUUGAAUCGAUUAAAAGCAAAAGUUGUAUGUAUAAAAUCUAAAGAAAAAUCAAAAUAUCGACGCUAUCAAUUAAAGAACUACAAAAAAAGUGAAGAAUAUAAUUUUGAACAUCAGCAACAAAUCAUUCAAAUAAAUGAACAGGAUCAGUUAAGUCCUUUGUCAAAUUGUAGUCAAUCAUCAACAUUUAGUUCAGAAAGUGGAUAUAGUAUUGAAUAUGAACAAAACAGUGCUGAUGAAAAUUCAGACAAUACAAGUUAUUCUUAUAAUGAAGAAAGUAACAGAGAAGAACUUUUCAGUUCGUCUUAUCAAAGUAAUUUUUCACAAAAUGAUUUAUAUAUACUGCACAGUGAUGAAAUUAUUCCUGAUGAGUUUAACCAGUUCUUUGAAAAUGAUGUUAAUAAUGAAGUAUUAAUGCAAGAUAUAAUGAGCCAAGAGUUUGAAACCAUAAAUAUUAUGGAAUUACAAUAAUUGAAAAUGGUUGUGAAAGUUUUUAAUUCAACAUGUGUACAGAUUAUUCUUUGAGGUUUAGUAACAACUGUCUGAUUGAACAAAUAUAAUGUAAAUUUAUUUUAUAUAUGGAAAUUUUUCCAGAGAAAUUUUCUUUUAACAUAGUAUUCUUUUAUAGGAUGUCAACAAUUUUUAUUGU